This is a messenger RNA of Spea bombifrons (plains spadefoot toad), 10801 nucleotides long. RefSeq names its product SZT2 subunit of KICSTOR complex (gene SZT2). The record is from RefSeq and is a predicted model, not a curated record. Gene Ontology annotation, cellular component: peroxisome. The transcript is spliced from 74 exons. Lineage: Eukaryota; Metazoa; Chordata; Amphibia; Anura; Pelobatidae. The coding region runs from base 74 to 10765 and encodes 3563 amino acids.
CAGUCAGUGAGAAGGAGCUGCCCUGCCCCCAGAGCCGGAGAUAGAGCAGGGGGGUAGGGGGAGUCCCGGGGACAUGGCGGAGAAAGGAGACACUGAGGUGGAAGAAGCCGGCCAUGUCUUCCUGCUGAUGAAGAAAGAUUAUCGGAUUUCCCGCAAUGUUCGUCUUGCUUGGUUCCUCUCCCACCUGCAUCAGUCGGUCUCUGCAGUCCCCGAGUCCGAGUUGGGACUACAUGACAGCGAACUUGAGGUUGUUGGCAUCAUACCUCAUGGCUGGCAACCUGAUGAACCUGUUCCAGCGGGUCCAUUUCUCCUGGUACCAUCCACAUGGGUCACUUUCCUGGCACGGCAAUACCGCUUUGUAAUAGAAUUGGACCUCAGCCCUUCUACUGGGAUUGUGGACGAUUCCACGGAGGAGAUUAUUUUUGAUGAGAUCUUCCAUUCGCUUUCACGAUGUUUGCUUGGUCUUCUCCGGCCUUUCCGCAUCCCCGGAUCCAACAUCCUUUUCCAGCCGGAGAUAUUUGUCACCAUUCAAGCCUAUUCUUCUAUUGUGGGACUUCAGAGUCACCAGGUCCUGGUUCAGGGAUGCCAGCUGGAAGAACAGAAGCUGCAGGCGUUUCUACAACAGGUCUAUCUUCAGUUAGGGGCCUUUGAGAAUAAGGUUGCAGAGAUGCUACAGCAACAGUAUCAACCGCAAUCUCAGGAUUGUGUCCCUCAGUAUGGGAGUCAGCCAGCAGGAAAAAAAGGUGGUGUGUCUAUGGUAACAGCCGACAUUGGCUUGGUUACCAUGAUACGGCAGGGUAUUUUAGCCCUACAGCUGCUACCAGCCAAUUCAAAUGCAGGAAUCAUUGUGAUCACUGAUGGAGUCACGAGUGUCCCAGAUGUGGCAGUGUGUGAGACGUUAUUGAACCUGCUGAGAAGCAGCACCAUCGCUUGCUCGUUUGUACAGGUCGGAGGAGUGUAUUCCUAUGACUGCAGCUUUGGCUACGUCCCUAAUGUAGAACUAAUGAAAUUUAUCGCAAUGGCCACUUUAGGAUCCUACCUUUCUUCCUGUCCCGAACUGGAACCAGGACCCCCAGACAUAAAUGUCUACCACAAGGCUUUCUUGCUGUAUUCCUUCCUCCGUACUGGGGAAGCACUAAACCCAGAGUAUUACUGCGGUUCCCAGCACAAGCUUUUCAACGAGCAUCUGGUGUCGGCAAGCAGCAAUCCCGCUCUGGCCAUGCGCCGAAGGAAACACGCGGAGAAGGAGGUGCACGCAGAUCUUGUCAGUGUGGUGUCCGUACGGCUCAGGGAGGGCUACAGCAUUCGCGAGAUCCGCAUCGUCAAAGGUAUGUUGGAGGUGAAACUUGUCCUUCUUUGGAAACACAACAUGCGAGUUGAGUACCUAGCGAUGGCACCUUGGCCCCUGGAUCCCUCCAACCGCAGCACAAGAGUAGAGGUUGUCAUGGAAGGAAGCUACGAUAUACUUCACGAUAUCAGCUGCACGUUGAAAAAGCCCAUCACAAGCAUGUACAGAACUAGUGUCAUUCGACGGUUCUGGAAUACCCUCCAGAGCAUUAGCCAGACAGACCAAAUGUUGGUUCACCUGAAGUCAUUUGACACUGUGCCUGAGCAUUUCAAAAUCCCUGAAAGUACAAAGAAUGGCGUCCCACUGUUCUACAUCCCCCCUGGGUCUACAACGCCUGUGUUAUCACUCCAGCACAGUGGCUCUGAUUCCAGUCAUUCCCAGUUUGCCUCCUACUGGAAACCCAUUCUCUCAAUGGAUGCCAAUUUCUGGCAACGCUGGCUGCACGUGCACCGUAUUGUGUUACUGUUGGAGCACGACAUGCCAGUUCCAAAGCACCUUCAUACCCCUGGAAACAAUGGCCGAUACAGCACAGUUCUGUGUCGUAUUGCUCACACGGCACUCACGUCGCUACUACGGGACUGGAGUAGUUUUGUACUUGUGGAGGGCUAUUCUUAUGUCAAGCUGAUGCUAAGCGCUCUGGACCAGUCACCUUCCUCGUUCUGCGUGGUGCGAAUCAUUUGGAAAGCCCCCUGCAUGGUUCUUCGGCUGGGAUUCCCUUUAGGAACUCCAGCACACAGCAGGAACAAGAUCGUGGAGGAGCUGAGGGACCGGAUCCUUCAACUUCGCUUCCCACAUAGAGUGCAGAGCAAAGAAACUACGCCAAAGGUGAAAAGGAAGGUGUUUGGCGUUAGCUCACCCUCCAGAUCUCCACCACCCCAGGUGCCUCCUCCAGCCUUCUCAGACAGGCCCUGCCUGGUCUUAUUGCACAAGCCUUUGGAGAAGCUGCUCAUAAAGUAUGAUAAAUUGCCUUUGGAUUACCGGACUCCAUUCAUCUUGAAUUUGGAGAGUCUGGCCCAGCACGCCUCGGUGCCUGGGCCUCUAACAACCAAUCGCUCGGCCUCUUCCACUCUUGCUUCCCUAUCCCGCUACUUUUACCAUCAGAGAUGGAUUUGGUCUGUUCAAUCAGGGUGGGCCACAACUGUGCCCACAACAUCCUUGGCACAGAUCCUGUCUACACUUACUGAGAUACGUCUCUCUGAAGGAUUCCAUUUUGCUUCUAGUGGAGAAGGAAUUAUUAACAUGGUGUUGGAAGUUCCUAUACAAAGUGACUCUCUAAGUGAUGGAAGCAUAGAAAAGCACAGCUGCAUAAUCCAAUACAUUCUAUUCCCACCCUACGUGACCUCCACCAAGGACAGCUUUUCAACAGAUGAGGAUAAUGACACGGAGGUAGAAGCCAUAGAGCAGGACACUGAGCUGCAUCUGGUUUCCGAGUGCUGGGUUGAGCCACAAAGUGGGCUUGUGAUGGGCAGCAGUGAAAGCUGGAGGCAUUUGCAGGGGCUGACAUAUUCUGAGAUACCUCAGGCACUUUUUCCAAGAGACCAAAGUUGUAUAAACAUCAUGCUAACAUUUGAGUAUAUAGUGCAGCUGUGCCAAAAUAAAGAUGGGGGAUCCCCUGUCCUGGGGAAAAUGGAAAGUACAGAUCCUCCGGAGCAUAUUGGACAGUGCAUACGAGAAGUCCCUUUCCACCUUGAUCUAUUGAAACUGCUGCCAAAAUGUCAACAAAUUGAAAUGUUUCUUCUGACCCUAAGCAGAGCAGAGUCUGAGGAAACGUCGUUGGAGGCCUCGCUGCCCAACGAUAUGCUGCUGAGCCUGUUUCAUAGCUGCCUUCUGAAUGACAUCAAUGAUCGCGAGAUCCCACUUUCAGAACAGGAUCACGUGGCCUUUAUGGAGCAAGUUCUGGAACGUGACCGUGAGGGGCAUUCCAGUCCAUUCUCGUUCUCUAAAGAAGAGCAGCCGACAACAUCGGUACCGGCAGAUGUCCUGGAACCCUCUCCGUCACCACAAAACAGUACUUACCGGGAGUUAUCAAACUCUUCUAGUAACUUACAGAGUCCAUGCCUCACAGAGGUGGCUGAAGAUGGCAGGACGACUACUUGCUCUGAGGGCGCCCCUCAGUGGCGCUGCUAUGCCCGACUGGUCAAUCCACAACAUCUGCUUUUGACUUUCCUCCCGGCUACUUUCUCAGACGCACAGAAACUGAUGACCCCCCAGGAUCUGUCUGUGACGUUAGAGGGAAAUACAUCUCAGGGCGACUCGACCGCUUCCAGCACAACAAUUCCCACACUCAGUGUCACCCCAGCAUUGGGUAGCGGACAAGAUGGAGAGCAGAAGAGAGAAAUACACAUCUCCUUCAGCCGACAACCUUCUAUGCAAGACGCAAGCUCCCCCCGCCGCCUCCGCUGCCCAGUUUACGUGUAUAAUUGCCCACUGGAGGCACUGCGGGAACUAUUGAUCAACCCUCGGCAGCAGAGACUCUCCUGUGAUGUGUUUUUCAGCGAGUUUAAACUACAGGAGUCAGUGUCCUGGGCAGUCUUUCAGGAAUUGAAAACCAGGUCGCAAUCGCAGGAGCGGACCCCCUCGAUUCCCUCGAUCCACCCCAAGCAGAAGGAACUAGUCAACUACUGCAAUUUGUUGCAAGAACAUUACCAUCAGUGCUACGUUAAAGGGCUGUUCAAAGCGCUUCAGCAAUCUCUCUGGGUGUCCCACCAAGACCUGCUUACUGCGGUAGAUUACUGUGAGGAGCAGCUGCAGGAGAUCGAUAUCACCAACUUCCUGAUGACGCUUUGUGGACAUCUACGUUCUUUCCGCGAGUCCCAUCCGAGAAUGCAUGCCAUCAGAAAAGCCAGCUUCCGCAUCGGCAGCCUAGACCAGGAGGAUGAGACAGGCGUACGAGACGCUACCGCUCUUUACUCCGAGUCCAGUGCGGAUACCGAGGAAUGCAGUGAACAUGAACACCAGACGAUGUCCGCCUUUGAGCCUCACAGCAGCACGCACUCGGAAUUCCCGCUGUCCCUCCUGGAUACCGGACAGACCUGUGAGGUGUCGGCUGAUCUGCACAGGGUCAUCCAGGACAAAUUCCUUGCGAUAGGAAGCUUACACUUUAAGACAGUGCCUUCAAACCCUCAUUACUUCUUCUACUGCCCUUCGUCUCCAAAGAAAGAGGAGGAUCCCCCUCUGGAGGUGGAAACCCGGAAGCUCAGUGAGGACGUGGAAGUGUCAGACGCAGAGCUGGCUGUUGAGGAAGGCACAUCAGCAGGAGGCGUCACUACAGAAAGUGACCCCGACCUGGAGGUGGAAUAUCGCGAGCACUCGGAUAACGCAGGAUCCCCGUCUGAGUCAGAGACCGUGAAUCAGGACGAAGACUCGUUCAGCGUUCUGGGGGGAGACUCUUUGAACGGACAAGACCUUACCGAGCACGAGAUGCCUCCGCUCUUUGUUCACCUCAUCUGUUCAGUGAGCCACAAAAACCAGCAUGGAUCCAUGGCUGUGCUCACGCUACCAACUUGUCUGGGUGAGGUUAUUGGCUGCCUGGAGAACAGAGCUGUCCUGGAAAGCAUUUCUCUGGGGGAUCUGAGCGUCAUGCUGGAUAUAUAUGUGCUGACGUUACCGCUGGAGAUUGAGGGAGUGAAUGGUGACUCCCAGCACACUCGGUACACCUCGGAGAGUAGCAUGUCUUUCCCGCGCUCCCCUGCACAGCCAUCUUCAUACCGGUCCGAUGAAGAGAUCCCUCCUGUCCUUGAGAGGUUCCCAUCCAAUGUGGACCAAAGAUACUCUGCUCUUUCCAGACUUCCUGCAGAGCACAGACAGGCCAUAGACUUCACAAUGAACGAGAUUCGGUGGUUGCUUGAAGAUGAGCUGGUGUCAGCCCUUCGACAUUCCCGCAUCAUCACCCGCUUAGUCCUGCGGAAGGUUCUCUCCCAUGUCUGUGAAUCAGAAGGAAGGCCGCAUUGUCACCGGGAACUGGUGCAGCUCCAGUUUGUCUUUGGGCCAGAGCAAUCUCUGCAGAAGUUUAAGGAGGAAUUCCGCCGUCUUUCUUUGUCUGGCUACCAGCUGAAUGAAGAAGAGGAGGAUUAUUACUAUGUGUCAUUGAGCAGGCUCCAUCGUGCUCAUCGGGUGGUAAACACCGUGGCAAAGGGUCUUGGCGCGCAGACAGAUACUCCCUGGCAGGAGUCAGUGGCCGGUUCAAACGCUGAGCAUGUGCAGGAGGGGGCAGAAACAAAAGCCCCAGUUCGGGAUAACAGCGCCAACGAGAAGGUAUCGGACGAAGCAGGUGAAUGGGGCCUGAAUGUUGCGGAGGUUUCGGAUAGUGACGUGUCGUCUGUAGUGUCUGGAAUGUCCAUCCUGGACCAGAGCAGUAAAACGGCAUCUGAACCAUUAACUACAGAGAAGACGGGCACCCCGACAAAAACAUCAUCAGAGGUCAGCCUGCCCGAGUCGGUGCAGUCUGGGGCCGCGACCAGUUCAGGUGGACUGAGACAGCGACCCAGCCGCGUGCAGAGUUUGGUCUCAAGUCAUGGCAGCAUGGACUCCGAUCAAUUGGGAUAUGACGGUGGCAGCAGUGACUCCGAAUGUGAAGAUGCGCUGAUAAGUGAUCAGGAUUCGCGCUGCCCCUUGAUGCCAGACUUCUGGCUCAUUGUGAAGAUUCAUCAGGAUCGAGUUGAAGUGUGCACUCACGCCAGCGUUGGCGCUUCUCAAGAUGGAGUGGACGAAGUCACGGAGAGCGAGGUGCUGCACCAGCUUGUAGUGAGAAAAGUAGGCGAAAUAUGUCGGGUUGUGAACCAGCGCUUACUGCUGCAGGAUCUGCAUGACACCCACUUGUGCAACACGUUGCUGGUGGCUGAGAGCGAAGAGGACAUCUGGAAGAGCGAGAGUCCGUAUGCCUCGUACCGACAGAGAAUCCUCACCAGUGAAGAUUACUCUGGAGAAGAGAGCUACCAGCCGCGGGAUUAUUUGGCAGCCACGAUGCACUUUAUACCCGGACACUUUGCCUGCGACGUGGUCUGGAGAACAGUGAUACAUAUUCAUCCGCGGCUCAAAAUGGGACCCAACAUGGGUGUUUCAAGGGCUAUUCAGUCUCUGCGGUCCGUGCUGAACGCCUUCUCGGUGGUGAACAGGAAAAACAUGUUUGUUUAUCAGGAGCGCUCCACCAAAGCGGUAUUUUAUCUCAGACUGUCUGAAACCUCCAGCAACAGCCGAAUGUGGGACUUGGACUCAUCUCAGUCCACGAUGUCUCGUUCCUUAGCGCUGUCCCGCAGUCAGGAGCCUAUUUAUUCAGAAGAGAUCGUGGGGAGCCGCAUGUCCUUAGACUUGGCGUCCUCCAGAAGUACCGACUCUUCACGCCCUGUGGGACAGACGGACAAACACAUUCUUCUUCUUGUGCAUGGAGUUGGAGAAGCAGGGUCGGAGAUCACAGAUGAUUUGGUCAAGGUGCUCCGGAAACGCCUCGAUGAGGCGACACUAGACGUUAUCACGGUAAUGCUGCAGAGGAAUUGCAAACUGACACCUGCAGACGUGGAGUUCGUCCAGCCCAGAGGAACCCCUCCGACAGAGGUGCUGCUGUUCACAAUCCCACGGUCCUCGCUGUCAUGUCUUCAAGCCAUGGCGUACUACCUGCGCCAGAACCUGCUGAUCUUCCUGCAUACUCCGAAAUACACAGACAGUAACGGAGAGCAUCAUUUCCAGCACUACUAUCACAGCUCGCUGCCAGAACUGGACCUUUUCUUAUACAAUAAACCCGGAGGUCAAGGCACAGGAGGCAAAGGCAUUGCCUGCAUUGCACUUUCAUUUGUGGAUCAACACGGUUCUUUGAUCACUCAGGCGUAUGGUGAUCGUCCGCCUGUGGUCACCUGCCCUGUGUCUUCAGAUCUCCGCGCUGGCACGUUCGAUUCUCUCACCGAAGUAAACAGAUUUGAUCCGGAAUCCUGUCCUGAAAAUUCAGAACCGUUGACCUUGGUGCGCUUCGACGUGUGGGAAAAGGGAAACAUCAGCUCCUCUCAAUUAUCAGAGCGUCUCUGCAACUCCCUGCGUCAUGCCCUGUGUGAUGUGAUCAUAGAGUUUACCAUCUUGCAGAUGCCCCUCUGUGUGGACCCUUUAACAUCCGCAGACCAAGAGGCUUCAGUUAAUGGCAAGUGCCCUUCGCAGUCCCUCCCAGACAUGAAGGGAUUGGAGCAGUCUUCUACCAAGCCCCGCCCUCCGCCCGUGAGCAUUCCGCCCUCUACCCCGCCUUCCAGCGCGGAACCAAUCACUCCUCCCAGCAAGAGCGGACGUCGGAGCUUUUGGGAUAUGCUGAGUAAGCCAGACAGUGGCGAGCUGGGUCCUCCCAAAACCACCGACGACAUUGUUAGCGAACGCACAGAGGAGCCACGAACGCGCAGGCGGCACAAGACCGAGAGUCUGAAAGCGCCAAGUUACCCGGACCGACAUGGCAUAGGCAUGGAGCAUGCGCAGAGGAAGCGACAGAUCCAGUUGGAGGAAGGAGACGUCGGAUCCUUGCACACCGUGUACAGUCACACCUGCCUUCAGUGGAUGAACUUCAUGAGUCAACUAGGGUGUCCGUCGGUCCAGCUGUGCUCAGCGCAGACCGUUUCACGCUUUCUCCUUCCCUCGGUGCUGCAGGAACUUUUCAGCGUUAUCACAUCCUUGGCAAGUGACACCAGCGUGAGAGUGUUUGAAAAAGUCACAGGGGCCGAGGGACCGGAAUUUGUUCCUUACUGCCCUGGCCAGCAUAGCCCACCGCGGCCCGCCGCUGCUCGGGAGCUUAUAGUCCUGGGACGUAACUUUCACCUGUGGCGAUCCAACACAGGACAAGUGUGCGAAGGAGAUGAUGAUGUGGUAUACAAGGUGGAAAUGUCACAAAAAGGCUUCCAGCGUUUCGAAGCCAUGGAGCUCGGAUCCGCAGAGAGAUCUUUGGACCUUUCAUCUCCGCAUCGGGGUUUGGCCCCCCGACAGCGGUUUCUCAUAAUUGAGAUUCAAGACAAAAAGCUCACCCUGUACACGUAUAACUGGUCCCCGGACCUGGGCGCGUCGUUGAGUCGCUCGCUGGUGCGUCUGAUCCAGUGGCAGAACGCGCGGGCCCACGUGGUGCACUGUCUCUUGAGCCAGAAAAUGGGAUUGUUCCAUCACUAUUGCUUCGCUGACACCCCAUGGCAUGAAGACAGCAAGCAGGAUCCCAAUCCCUUCCUAAAUUCCAGCCUUGAUGUGGACGCCCUGAUCAGGAGCCCCACGCCGCCCCCUAACAAGGAGCAAACGCGGCUCAGUACGUCCGGACGCAGUCUGCCGACGCUGCACUUUUCCCCAGACAUGGUGCCUUUCGAUGAAGUUCUUCGGGACGUCAUGCCGGUGAAACCCAUGCAUCUCUCCUCGGAACUGGACACGGUGUCUCGGCACGGAGCUCAAUUUCUGGAAAUUAAAAGCACUGAGAGGAAAGAGGUGGAAAAGCAGUUAAAAAUCGAGAAUUUGUUUGUGACCUGGCAGCAGAGGUCAGCCCAGUCCAACAUGCCCAUAAGCGCUGCGGAUUUAGACGCCCUGAAGCAGUCGGCGCGCCUCGUUCAUUACUGUGCCACCCCGCUCCUGUUUGACCCUUCCUUUCAAGCGCAAGUUCAGAACGACCAGGACAGAAGUGGAGGCAAGAAGCGCCAUCGCUCCAAUGACUCCGGCACGUCGGGAAGGGACCGAAGCCAUAGCUGUGAUUCGGCAGAGAUGCCCCCGGGAAAGGGCAAAGAGGAACCGUGGCUUCAGGAGCUGUGCACUGCAUUCAUGCAACAAUAUAUCCAGUACCUCCAGAGCACCGGCUUCAUCCUCGUGCAGCUACGGCCAGCGUCUCCAGCUCGCAGCACGGCUCGGAUAAGGGCUACCCCGGCCUUGGUCCCAGAGAGCAGAGCUACUAAGCCAAAGAAUGACGGGAGCCCUAAGAGCGGCUGUGCUACAGUUACCACCUACCACUUGCAGAGGGCACUCCCUGGGGGUAUAGUACUCAUGGAGCUUUCCUUCCAGGGCUGCUAUUUCUGUGUGAAGCAGUACGCGCUCGAAUGCUCCCGUAUCCCUAUGGGCCAGUCUGUCAACUCCCAGGGCACCCUUUCGAUGAGACCUCAUAGCAGGAGUGCCCCUGAAAUUCCCUCCGAGUCUGCGCUCUCCAUGCUCUUCACGGAGGAGUGUGACAAAGUUCGGGACCUGAUGCACGUUCAUUCAUUCAGCUAUGACUUCCACCUUCGGGUCUUACACCAGUACCUUCUGGGUUCCAGCAUGUGCCUUCGCCAGGGGUACGACCUGGCGAGCUUCCUCCAGCUCUUCAUUUCUCAGCACCCGGACAUCCCCAAGUACGGACGCAACCACGUGUACCAGGGCAUGCUCUCCGUCUCCACAGGGAUGAUAGCCGCUCACCAGCUGUACAACUAUAUAGCGGAUCAUGCGAGUACUUAUCACAUGAAGCCUCUGCGCAUGAGCAGACCUGUGGCCGCAGGGAGCAAUGGAAAGAAAAGUGUUAACGGAGAGCAGAACGAAUAUGGCUUGGUGUCCAUCUGGAACAGCUCAGGAACAUACAAAGAUUCGGAGGGGCUCAAGCACCAUGAUGAUUUCGAUGUGUCGCUUCUGGUGUGCCACAGCGCGGUGCCGUUCGAGGAGCAAUCUGACCAGGAUAGACAUGUCCUCAGGCUCCGCUUCUAUGUUAUCAUGACGAGCCAGAGGGAACUGUUUCCCCGUCUCACGGCAGACAUGCGCCGCUUUAAGAAGCCGCCGAGGCUCAAGAGAGACGCCGAGGAGCUCGACGGAGGGCUGGAGCCCGGAAAGUAUCAAAGGCUUGAGGCGGAGAACCCCGAAGACGCCACCGAAGGAGACGAAGGCAGGAUGGGAUCCGGGAACUUUUACAAUCCGCUGUUGGCUAACGAGGUCAAAACGGCUAACAGACAGUUGGAGGAGAUGGUGAAGCUCGCCAAGUGUCACUGCCGCAGGGAUAACCUGUGGAAAAGACUCUACCUCUUGGAGCCCAUGGCCUCCGAUAAACUAAGGCUGGGCAAACUCAGCUCCACGGAGCUGCAGGAGCUGCUGGAGGCUGUGCACGGCAGGAGCGUGGCGGAGAUUGACCCUCAGCUGGAUUUUCUCCUGUCGAUGAGCGUCCCGUGGUAUCAGAGUCUUAUUAAAGUCCUUCUGAGCAGAUUUCCCCAGAGCUGUCGGCAUUUCCACAGUCCGGAGAGCGGCACCCAGUAUCUGGUGGUGCUCAACCAGAAAUUCACCGAUUGUUUCGUACUGGUUUUCCUCGAUUCCCACGCCAGCAAAACGAGCCUGAAGGUUGUGUUCAGAGAACCGUUCCCAGAGCAGCCCCAGAACAGCGAGAGUCCGCUGCCACAGCUGGUUUCCACGUACCACCACCUGGAGUCGGUCAUUAACACCGCCUGCUUCAACCUGUGGAGCGGCCUGCUGUGACUCCCACUAUCCUCAACCUGUGGAGCGGCCUGCUGU